This is a messenger RNA of Acinonyx jubatus (cheetah), 3456 nucleotides long. It is a transcript of the gene LIPA, whose product is annotated as lipase A, lysosomal acid type. Gene Ontology annotation, molecular function: sterol ester esterase activity. Gene Ontology annotation, biological process: sterol metabolic process. Lineage: Eukaryota; Metazoa; Chordata; Mammalia; Carnivora; Felidae. The coding region runs from base 160 to 1359 and encodes 399 amino acids. The record is from RefSeq and is a predicted model, not a curated record. The transcript has 10 exons. Gene Ontology annotation, cellular component: intracellular membrane-bounded organelle.
UGCCGCACUUCCCGAAGGCCCGCGGCUCCGAUUGGCUGUGCACAAAGCUUAAGCUGGGGAGAGGAGGGAGCGCCUGCCCUCGCGUCUGGCCCUCCAGGUGCCCGGCUCCGCGUGCGGGCACUGCGGGUCUGGACAGCUGCAGGGGAGGAUCAGUGCAGAAUGAAAAUGCAGCUCCUGGGGUUGGUGUUCUGUUUGGUCCUUGGGACCUUGCAGUGCGAGGCGUUCAAAGGGAAGCUGGCAGCUGUGGAUCCCGAAACAAGUAUGAAUGUGACUGAAAUUAUCUCUUACUGGGGAUUCCCUAGUGAGGAACACUACGUUGAGACAAAAGACGGCUAUAUUCUCUGCCUUCACCGAAUCCCUCAUGGGAGGAAGAAUUGUGCUGACAAAGGUCCUAAGCCAGUUGUGUUCCUGCAGCAUGGCCUGCUGGCCGAUUCCAGUAACUGGGUCACAAACCUUCCCAACAACAGCCUGGGCUUCUUCCUGGCGGACACGGGUUUUGACGUGUGGAUGGGGAACAGCAGGGGAAACACCUGGUCUCGGAGACACAAGACUUUAUCCCCUUCUCAGGACGAAUUCUGGGCUUUCAGUUAUGAUGAGAUGGCAAAUUAUGACCUAUCAGCUUCCAUUAACUUCAUCCUGAAUAAAACUGGCCAAGAACAAGUGUAUUACGUGGGUCAUUCUCAAGGCACCACAAUAGGUUUUAUAGCGUUUUCACGGAUUCCCGAGCUGGCCAGAAAGAUUAAAAUGUUUCUUGCCCUGGCUCCUGUGGCUUCACUCAAGUUCUCUACUAGCCCUCUAAAUAAAUUAGGAGGCUUUCCAGAUUUUCUCUUCAAGGACUUAUUUGGAGUCAAACAAUUUCUUCCCCAAAAUGCGGUUUUGAAGUGGCUGAGCACAAAUGUUUGCAAUCGUGUCAUUCUGAAGGAACUCUGUGGAAAUGCUCUUUUUGUUCUAUGUGGAUUUAAUGAGAGAAACUUAAACAUGUCUAGAGUGUCGGUGUAUAUAACACACUCUCCUGCUGGAACUUCUGUGCAAAACAUAUUACACUGGAGCCAGGUUGUUAAAUACCAUAAGUUUCAAGCCUUUGACUGGGGAAGCCACGCCAAGAAUUAUUUCCAUUACAAUCAGACUUACCCUCCACUUUACAACGUGAGAGACAUGCUUGUGCCCACCGCCGUCUGGAGCGGGGGUCAGGACUUGCUGGCGGACGUCAACGACGUCAGCAUAUUGUUGCCCCAGAUCACCAACUUGGUGUACAACAAGCUCAUCCCCGGAUGGGAGCAUCUGGACUUCAUCUGGGGCUUGGACGCCCCCUGGCGGCUGUAUGACGACAUGGUGAAGCUGAUGUCGAAACACCUGUGAGCCGCGCCGGCCAAGUUCACCGUCACGGUGCCGGGGAUCAGGCAGGUUAAAACGCGUUCGCUUAAUUUCUCUAAAAUAGUUGUCUUUCCCAGGCUUUUUAUAUUUUUGUGUGCAAUCAGAUUAUGCCAUUGAAGGUGUUCGGGUCCAAUCAUGGUGUAUUAUUUUCCCGUUUUUUGUUUUUUGGUUUUUUUUUGCUUUUUUUUGCUUUUUUUGUCCAAUCAUGGUGUAUUUGAGGCUAGUGCCUCUAACCUACCUUAGCCUUCUUAAGUUUUUUUCAAAAUCCCACUGAUCAUGAAAGAUCCUAACCGUUGUGUAGAGCCUUACAAUUUGAAAAUACAAAUACUGCCUUUUUUGCCUUCAUACAGGACACACCGAGGGUGUGUCGGAGUUUCGAAGCCAGGUGGUUUGUUGGCAGAUAACCUGACGCUGAUUUGAAAAAGCUCAGUGUGUGAAGUAUCCGGUUCUCGUCUCUUUGCCUUAAAGGGCUCUUCAGUCCGGUGGCUUUGUGGUCAUUAGGGAGCCGAAUGCCAUAUUCUUAUGUCCUCAUGCAGCAGGUGCAAAGUCAAAUCCCGUGAUCACCCUGUGGUGCCAGGUGUGAAGAUUCCAUGGUGAAUGUUAUCGAAUCUAAAAAUGUUUAAAUUGCUCAGACCAAGCAGCAUUGUUUGCCGGGGUCUGCAGACAAUAGAUGGCACUCAUUAAAAAAAGACUGAUUCCUGUAUUUUAAAUAGCUUGAAGACUCAUACCUGUAACCAUCUGUCUUCCCGAGUUUGUAAUUGUGUGGCAGGCGAUCCCUCCACUCGUUUGAGAGCAAGAGUGCUGUGUAGAGGCAAUACCGCUCUCUUCCGUGAAAUUACUGUAUUCUCUUGGCCAGCUGUCGUAUCAGCGUCGAUGACCAGACGCAGGAGCCCAGAGGCUGCCCGGGGGGAGCAUCCUAACUCAUUUUCCCACAAGAGAAACAUGAGCGUGAAUGUUUUGAGAUCAGAGCUCAGGGAGUCUCUGUUUUCUAGUUUUCUGUGCAUCCAUAGUUUUAAUUCUGAUUUGCGUGCCUGCUUCAGGACACCCGUAUUCACCCGCUUUCCGCAUUGCGCCGUUGCAACACUGACAGAUGGAUGGAAUGACAGUUGACGUGUUCUUCUGACACAGCUUCUUCAGCUGCAGUAAUAAAGGAUAUUUUACUGAUAUUUACUUAUUUUGCACUGAUAGAUGCAGACAGCAUCCUACUACUUUGUAACACUUAAAAAGCCUUGAACUUUUCAAUAAAACUGAGUAGCCUUGUAGGCCUGAGGGAUUGUGUGUGUAUAUGUGUGUUUUCUCCUUUACUUAAUGGCCAUCCUGUACUUCCCUUUCUCUUCUGGAGGGACUGACACUUUUCUUCCUCAUCUUCUCCCCUCCUCCUUACUCUGAGUAAGCUUCACUGACCCUGCCCUUCAACCUUUGAUCCCUCACCGUGGUGAGGAGGGAGCGGUCUCAAACCUAAGGGAGGGUGGGGCAUAGUUUGGAAACGCUGGCUGUCAACCUGAUCUCACAGGGUUCACUGAGUGAAACUGAGUGGAAACUAAGGAGAGACCUGGGCGCCGGCUGCGGUGGGACCAGGGGUUCAAGGACUGUCUAUCCAGCACCCUCCUCGAGCAAAUGAAGCAGCUGAAGCUGGCAGAGACAAGUCAUGCUAUAGGGUCCCUAAAACAUAGAUUUGUCGGGGGGGGGGGGGUCCUAAGGCGCGUUCUCCCACUACUCUGUGAGCUUGAGGGCAGAUCUGUCUUACUUGUUUCUAUGUAUCCAGAAUCGAACACAAACCCUGGAAUAUGGUGAGUCAAUAAAUCCACGUGGAUUUAUUGUGUGAAAAACGAUACUUUGCCAAUCAGUCAAAUGAAUUUAGAUGCACAAGUAACGUCUGAGAGGGUCGAAGGACUGGAGUGGAAUCUGUGUUUUCCCAUGGCACCCACAGAAAAGAGUCAGAUUUGGGGCGCCAGACGUCCAGCUUCGGCUCAGGCUGUGAUCUCAUGGUUCGUGCGUUCAAGCCCCGUGCCUGCUUGGGAUUCUCUCUUUCUGCCCCUCCCCCAUGCUAGCUCACUCUCUCUCUCUCUCUCUCUCUCUCUC